AUGGGAAUCCUGGCCACUGUUACUGACGCCGUUUCGGUGCAUCUGGGCGACAAGCCAAUCUGGCUCGCCGUCUCCAUCGUCGCCGCCGCGACUUUCGCCCUCGCCAUUGUCCUCAAUGUCCUCUCGCAACUGCUGCCCGUCCGUCGCAAGGGUUCCGAGCCGCCCCUCGUCUUCCACUGGGUGCCCUUCAUUGGCAGCACCAUCACCUACGGAAUUGACCCCUACAAGUUCUUCUUCAAUUGCCGCGAACAGUAUGGCGAUGUCUUCACCUUCAUCUUGCUCGGCAAGAAGACAACUGUCUGUCUCGGUACCAAGGGCAACGACUUCAUCCUGAACGGCAAGCUCAAGGAUGUCAACGCCGAAGAAAUCUACAGCCCCCUGACCACUCCCGUCUUCGGCACCGACGUCGUCUACGACUGCCCCAACUCCAAGCUCAUGGAGCAGAAGAAGUUUGUCAAGUUCGGCUUGACCACCGACGCUCUCCGCUCAUACGUAUCUGUCAUCUCCGCCGAAACAAAGGACUUCUUCUCAAACUCCAACUGGUUCAAGGGCGAUGCCGGCCAGCUCAACGUCUCCAAGGCCAUGGCCGAGUUGACAAUCUACACUGCCAGUCGUUCGCUCCAGGGCAAGGAAGUCCGCGCCAAGUUCGACAGCACCUUCGCCGACCUAUACCACGAUCUCGACAUGGGCUUCACCCCUAUCAACUUCAUGCUUCCCUGGGCCCCUCUCCCCCAAAACCGCAAGCGCGACGCUGCUCAACGCAAGAUGACCGAGACCUACAUGGAGAUUAUCAAGGCUAGACGUGACAGCGGCAAGACUGAGCCUGAAGACGGCGAGACCGACAUGAUCUGGAACCUGAUGAACUGCGAAUACAAGACUGGCCAGAUGAUUCCUGACAAGGAGAUCGCCCACAUGAUGAUUGCUCUGCUCAUGGCUGGCCAGCACAGCUCCUCCGCCUCCAUCUCAUGGAUUCUUCUCCGUUUGGCUUCUCGUCCUGACAUCGCCGAGGAAUUGCUUGCCGAACAAAAGGCCGUUCUUGGAGCCGACUUGCCCGCUUUGACCUUUGAAGAUCUCUCCCGCCUGCCUCUGCACUCUCAAGUCGUCAAGGAGACUCUGCGUCUUCACAGCCCUAUUCACAGCAUCAUGCGCGCCGUCAAGUCGCCUAUGCCCGUAGAAGGCACUCCCUACGUCAUCCCUACCACUCACGUCCUGCUCGCUGCUCCUGGCGUUACAUCCAAGUGCUCCGAGUACUUCCCCGAGCCUAGCCUCUGGGAGCCGCAUCGCUGGGAUGCCGAGGCCAGCGACAAGUACACAAGCCUCAAGCCUGUCAUGGCCGUCAACGCCGAAGACGACGAGAAGACUGAUUACGGUUAUGGCUUGGUGUCCAAGGGUGCCAGCUCACCUUAUCUUCCUUUCGGUGCUGGCAGACAUCGUUGCAUUGGCGAGCAGUUUGCCUACGUGCAGCUACAGACCAUUCUAGUGACCAUGGUGCAAUCUUUCAAAUUCCGCAACCUCGACGGUCGCAAGGGUGUUGUUGACACUGACUACUCGUCUCUGUUCUCGCGCCCAUUGUCACCGGCCUCAAUUCACUACGAGAAGAGAGUUAACGAAAAGGCAUAG
Molecule: messenger RNA, 1620 nt
Organism: Aureobasidium namibiae CBS 147.97
Lineage: Eukaryota; Fungi; Ascomycota; Dothideomycetes; Dothideales; Saccotheciaceae
Product: 14-alpha sterol demethylase Cyp51B
Exons: 3
Coding region: 1-1620 (539 amino acids)
Biological process (GO): ergosterol biosynthetic process
Molecular function (GO): heme binding; iron ion binding; oxidoreductase activity, acting on paired donors, with incorporation or reduction of molecular oxygen
Source: RefSeq, a predicted model, not a curated record